Molecule: messenger RNA, 994 nt
Organism: Acaulospora colombiana
Lineage: Eukaryota; Fungi; Glomeromycota; Glomeromycetes; Diversisporales; Acaulosporaceae
Source: the annotation of a GenBank genome assembly
GAAAAAAAUGGCGGACAUCGAUGACAUCGAAGACAUUCAAGACAUUCAAGAAGCGGAAGCCAUGUUUGAAGCCGUCUCGUAUCUGGCAGCCAAGUCGAAUAACUUUGUCCUGAACGAGUGCUCGCUCAUGGCCAACGAUGAUCCCAAAGAGAAAGACGAGAAUGGGAACGAGAAAACUCGACGACAAGCGCCUAUCGGAGUCAGGCACAAAGAUGAUGGAGUUCAAACACCCGAUAGAUUCUCGUGGGCUCACAGUUUGGACAAGUGGUACGCCGUCUGGAUUUGGGCUGGCAUCCCAGCCGUCCAGAUCAUGACCCAAAGUCGGCUCUCCAUGGCACUAGGAUAUGUCGGUCAAGAGAAGCCUGUCUCUCUACGGAACAUACUCAAGGUGACCGACGAACUCGACUACUCAUAUGGACCGACAGUUGCUCCUAUUGAAAAGAGUUACGAUAUUAGCUCCGUAGAAUCCUUCGAGCUCGAGCACCGAAUAUCUCUACCGGAUGUGAUCCUCGUCGAGACACUUCCCAAAAUGGAGCGUGAAUAUGUAUCAAGCAAUGAGCAAGAAUAUGAGUCCGAGACACAAACCUUUGAAAGGAUACUUCCACCUCCUGAUACCCAACCCAACGAAGCAAGUUUAGCGGUCAAAAUUACCUUCUCUAGCCAUGAAACUGAUAGAGUAGGUCAUGGUAACAGCGCUCAGGUGUUUCGGGUCAUGAUGGAACACCCAGAGAUCACUACGGAACACGGUGACAACACCCGCGCCAAAGAUUUUGUGUCCAACGAAGGGAACUCGUACGCCAUCAGUCCAGACUAUCUAUCCGAAGCAAGAGAAGGUUAUAUUCAAACCAAGCCUAUCCACCAGCCUCAACCGUGUGUUGCGGCUAUGCCUAAAUUCUAUGGCAUGUACAAGGACAAGAAUGGCCAAUUGAUGCUACUUCUCGAGGAAUGUGGGACACCUAUUCGACCUGAAAAGCUAAAGCCUCACCACAAGUAA